AUGGCGUCCACAAUUGCCUUAUCUCUCGAAAAUAUCGAUGACCUUAUCUAUGCCGCACGAGCUGGAGAUCUAGAAGGUCUGCAGACAGAUAUUACAAGUCUAAGCCUACAGUACAAUUGUCCCGUCGCUGCCAUUGUCGAGUCUGCAAUUGACAAUGAAGAUGAAAGCGAAGGGGGAACAGGUGCCUGUCUCUUGCAUUGGCCAGCAGCCAACGGAAAUAUAGAAUUGCUAAAUUACUUACUCUCAAUCAUUCGAAACACCCCCGACCAAGGGUUGUCUCUCGUCAACCACGCGAACUAUUCCGGAAACACGCCUCUUCACUGGGCCGCCCUAAAUACGCAUCUAGAAUGCGUCAAGGCAUUGGCUUACGCCGGGGCUAGCAUAGAUGUCAAAAAUGGUGUGGGGCAUGACGCGGCUUUCCUGGCAGAACGGUCCGAAUGGGGUACAACCGGUGGCGACGGGUUAGAAGAGAUGGAUGGAGAGGAUACCGCAGCAGGUGCAACCGAAACUACACCGGAGCCCACGCGGCCAAUGUCAAAGGCCAUGCAGGUGGUCGAGUAUCUCUUGACGUUUGAUAGGAGCGGUGAACAGAAGGGAAGCGCUGAUGUCUCGGCAGCGCAAUCGCGGAAUGAUGGGAAUUCUGAUGGAAUAGAGGGAGUUAUUGAACAUGAAACGAAUUGA
This is a messenger RNA of Ophidiomyces ophidiicola, 681 nucleotides long. RefSeq names its product ankyrin repeat-containing protein (gene YAR1). The transcript is spliced from 2 exons. NCBI's taxonomy places the organism in Eukaryota, Fungi, Ascomycota, Eurotiomycetes, Onygenales, Onygenaceae. The coding region runs from base 1 to 681 and encodes 226 amino acids. The record is from RefSeq and is a predicted model, not a curated record. Gene Ontology annotation, molecular function: protein binding.